AACUGCAAAUCUGCUCACUUCUCACUGUUCACCAUGGCCAUCCAACUUCCACCUGGGAUCAUACUGAUCUUCCGCCGUCUGCCUCGUCUCUUGCUUCCCCCCGUAUCCAUCUACAUUCUACUACGUGUCUGCGAUGCAGUCCUCGACGUCUCUGUUCCUUACUGGCUUCAAUUCCUCGCCUACAUCCUAUCAAUUCCCCUAACACCGAUGGUCAGUGUCAUAUACACUGAUUACGUCGAUAGCAGAGAGGCCGCUGCUCGUGGUGCAGUUCUCCCUCCCAGAGCUACAAGCAAAUGGCCUGCAGGCCUUGACAUUUUAUUGCGGAUGGUCGCAAAUUCGAAAACGGGCUAUAUGGGUGAAGUGCUAGAGCAAGAGGCUGAGAUCAAUGGGAACACGUUCAAUGCCAAGGUUCUUCUUGAGAAUAGGAUAUUUACCUUUGAACCAGAAUAUAUCAAGGCUAUCCUCGCAACAAAAUUUAAUUCGUACGGUAAAGGUCCCAUGUUCUGGGAUCAGGUCAAUUCGCUUCUUGGAACCGGUGUAUUCAAUUCAGACGGUGACACAUGGAAAUUUCACCGGACCAUGACGCGCCCAUUUUUCAGCAGGGACCGUAUUAGCCACUUUGAUAUCUUCGAAAAACAUGCAGAGGAUGCUAUCAGUCAGUUCAAGCAAAGGUUGAGAGAGGGCUAUCCCGUCGACUUCCAGGACAUGGUAUCGCGAUUCACUCUUGACUCGGCUACUGAAUUCCUGUUCGGGAAGGAUGUGUGCUCUCUAGGAGCAGGAUUACCAUAUCCUCCAUCGUCUCCAUUAGCGAAAUCAGCGUUUACUGAGAACCACCCUGCCAACAUAUUCGCGCAAGCGUUUGCAGAGGCUCAGGUAGCUGCUUCUUCUCGAGGACGCUACGGUUCCAACUGGCGCUUCUUCGAGUUCUGGAGUGACACCGUUAAGAAACGCAUGGACAUCUGUUAUCAGUUCAUCGAUCCUAUUCUCAAGGAUGCACUGCAGAAAAAAAGGGAUUUGAAGGAGAGCGGCGUAAACGACGAUGCCAAGGAAGGUGAAACACUUCUAGACCACCUCGUAAAUUAUACGGAAGAUCCUACGGUGAUCCGGGAUGAAACACUAAACAUCAUGAUUGCGGGUCGUGACACAACCGCUGGCUUGUUGACAUUUGUCAUUUACAUGCUUUCCCAGCACCCUGUUGUUCUUACCCGUCUUCGCGAGGAAGUCCUCACUAAAGUUGGGGGCUCGAGAAGGCCGACAUACGAUGAUAUGCGCGAGAUGAAGUAUAUGAGAGCGGUUCUGAAUGAAACACUUCGACUAUAUCCUCCAGUGCCAUUCAAUGUUAGGACAAGCACUGAAGCUACUGUUUGGCCUUCAGUGAAUGGCGGCAAACCGUUGUACAUCCCUGCGAACACCAGAGUUCCCUAUUCCGUGUUUUUAAUGCAUCGGAGGAAGGAUUUAUGGGGUCCAGAUGCUUUAGAAUUUGACCCAGAUAGAUUUAUUGAUCAGCGUCUUCACAAGUUCCUCACUCCAAACCCCUUUAUUUUUGUUCCCUUCAACGCCGGUCCCAGGAUCUGUUUAGGCCAACAGUUCGCAUACAAUGAAGCAUCUUACUUCCUUGUUCGCCUUCUCCAAGCAUUUUCGUCCGUAUCGCUUGCGACCGAUGUUCAAAAACCACCUCCGGCUGAGUGGGCGAAAGGUCCAGGAAGACAAGCUGUGGAGAAGAUAGUCAUCAAGGGACACUUGACCAUGUAUGCUGCGGUACGUGAUAAUUACCUAUGGUGGGCUGCGAUUUGUUUGCUCAUCUCUCAUAUGAAAGGAUGGUGUAUGGGUGAGGAUGGAUGAGGCGAAUCAAAAUGAGACUGUAAUAUAACUUUUGCGCGUGGUCACCGAGAAAGCCUCAUAUUUAACUAUAUGCAACCACAUACUAUUUAUCUUUACUGUAGCUCAAAUGUAAACUUGUGUAAUUCUGCGCAGUCCCAUAGAUCAGUGCGCUGUUUUGUUUUUCGUUCUGUUUUCCUGUAGUUGGUUGUUAUACUCAAUCACAUACGUGCGACAGCACAAUUUAUCAUGAUUUCCA
Serpula lacrymans var. lacrymans S7.9 is the source of this 2077-nucleotide messenger RNA. RefSeq lists its product as uncharacterized. Gene Ontology annotation, molecular function: iron ion binding; oxidoreductase activity, acting on paired donors, with incorporation or reduction of molecular oxygen; heme binding. Bases 34 to 1842 code for a protein of 602 amino acids. Lineage: Eukaryota; Fungi; Basidiomycota; Agaricomycetes; Boletales; Serpulaceae. The transcript is spliced from 16 exons. The record is from RefSeq and is a predicted model, not a curated record.